UAUUUCAGCUCGGGAUACGAAAAUUUCUCGCAUUCAGAUAUGAGUGUUUCCAAAUCUUAAGUUACUUUAUUUUGGGCUCAGCUAAUUUUUAGUGCAAUAGAAAUAGAAAACUUGCUGAUGAAAUGAACAAGCAGACCAAAGAAUGGUCUCGAGCUCGGCUUUGUAAGCCCAAGGACAAUCUCACGACCGAGGCGGGAAAACGGGAACGCUUUGUGCCAUCUUGCGAACUAGAGUGCACUCCGGUAUCGAUGGCGUGUCUCAUUGGCUGGGAAUACGCCCGCAUUUGGCUGCGCGAUCGCGACAAAUUUGUCCAGCAGCGUGAACGUGCUGUUAAAGCCAAAUUUAUCAAGAACGACUUUGAGUGGUGGCUGAGGCUGCGCAAGACAUCCAAAAAAUUCUGCAAAGUUGGGGCAUAAAUUCCAAACAAAUUAGAGUGAUGAAAUCUAGCAACUUCCACAAACAUAUAUUGAUAUUAAAUAAAAUAUAUU
Drosophila rhopaloa is the source of this 488-nucleotide messenger RNA. RefSeq lists its product as uncharacterized. The record is from RefSeq and is a predicted model, not a curated record. The coding region runs from base 123 to 416 and encodes 97 amino acids. Lineage: Eukaryota; Metazoa; Arthropoda; Insecta; Diptera; Drosophilidae. The transcript has 2 exons.